AUGCAGACUUCAUCCAACGAAGAGGCCAAGUCCAACACGAGCAAUACGAGCAAAACGAGCAACAAUAAAAGCCAGAGCGACCCCAACAAGCCCUCGCCUGCCCUGGUCCGCUGGUUCGCCGAGAAACCGGGUGAACAGCCCUUCUCUGGUCUUGCGGGUGUUACCAUUGUCAAGGGCAAUCCUAGCCAUGGAGAAGAAGCCGCGUCGCCGCUGGGCGUGGAACUUGAGUCUGAAUUGAGCUGUGAUUUAGAUGAUAAAAAGUGCGAGUAG
Molecule: messenger RNA, 270 nt
Organism: Chaetomium globosum CBS 148.51
Lineage: Eukaryota; Fungi; Ascomycota; Sordariomycetes; Sordariales; Chaetomiaceae
Exons: 2
Coding region: 1-270 (89 amino acids)
Source: RefSeq, a predicted model, not a curated record